Molecule: messenger RNA, 3105 nt
Organism: Verruconis gallopava
Lineage: Eukaryota; Fungi; Ascomycota; Dothideomycetes; Venturiales; Sympoventuriaceae
Exons: 6
Coding region: 224-2872 (882 amino acids)
Biological process (GO): glucan catabolic process
Molecular function (GO): beta-glucosidase activity
Source: RefSeq, a predicted model, not a curated record
AUAAAUUCAAUAUUUCUCGCCGCCGAUCGCACGACCUGUCGAUCCCCCGAGCUCUUUGACUUUCGUAGCAAGGACCGUCGCCCAAGGCAGCCUGAAGUUCCACGACCGGACGUCUGAAAACCUUCUGUCGUUUUCCUGCGGACGAGCUGCAAGCCAGCGUACCUUUUUCCUGAAUAAGCUCACUUAAGCUCAACGGCAGAGGCGUCGCCGUCCGCAAACCAGCAUGCGGAACCAGCUUCUUUGGGCUGGGGUCGUCUCAGCAACACACGCAGCAGCGAGAACGCUGCACCCUCGCCAGGACUCUUCUUACAAUUCUAGCCUCAAUAUUGGCCCAUAUGAAUCAUCACCGCCCAAGUAUCCUUCGCCAUGGAUGGACGGCAGCGGGCAGUGGUCCAGCGCUUAUGCCCGUGCCCAAGAAUUCGUGAAGCAGAUGACUCUCCUCGAAAAGAUCAAUCUGACGACCGGAACCGGCUGGGAGAGCGGACCAUGUGUUGGAACCACCGGUUCAGUUCCUAGACUGGGCAUACCCAAUCUCUGCAUGCAGGAUUCGCCACUGGGAGUUCGACUUACCGACUACAACUCGGGAUUUCCAGCUGGUGGUACCGUCGCUGCUUCGUGGGAUCGAAAUGUCUGGUACACACGAGGCUAUGACAUGGGCAUGGAGCAUCGCGGAAAAGGCGUUGACGUACAACUUGGCCCUGUCGUUGGUCCUCUUGGUCGCGCACCUGAGGGCGGUAGGAACUGGGAAGGGUUUUCGCCUGACCCAGUGCUUUCCGGAGUAGCAGUCUCUGAAACUGUCAAGGGUAUCCAAGAUGCUGGUGUCAUUGCAUGCACAAAGCAUUAUAUCCUCAACGAACAAGAACACUUCCGUCAAAGUGGCGAAGCGCAGGGCUACGGUUUUAACAUCUCUGAGAGCAUCAGUUCGAACAUUGAUGAUAUCACGAUCCACGAGCUUUACUUGUGGCCGUUUGCAGACGCCGUUCGAGCAGGAACAGGCGCAAUUAUGUGCUCAUACAACCAGGUUAACAACAGCUACGCAUGCCAGAACUCGUACACGAUGAAUUACCUUUUGAAGGGCGAGCUCGGAUUUCAAGGUUUUGUCAUGUCAGACUGGGGUGCGCAGCACGCAGGCGUAUCAACCUCCCUUGCGGGACUGGACAUGACCAUGCCUGGCGACUCUUCCUUCAACUCUGGAGUCUCAUUCUGGGGCGCUAACAUGACACUCGCUGUGCUCAACGGUACGGUGCCGGAAUGGCGCAUCGAUGAUAUGGCAACCCGCAUCAUGGCCGCAUACUUCCUCGUUGGCCGUGACAAAUACCGAGUACCGGUCAACUUCAACUCAUGGUCACUCGACACGUACGGUUAUGAGCAUGCAUAUGCCAAAGAAGGAUACGGCUUGAUCAAUCAGCAUGUCGACGUGCGCGGCGAGCAUGGUAACGACAUCCGCGAGCAUGCGGCCAAGUCCACGAUUCUUCUCAAGAACGUGAACGGUGCACUUCCUCUCACGGGCAAGGAGAAAUUCACCGGCGUCUUCGGCGAGGACGCCGACACCAACGUUUACGGGCCGAACGGCUGCAGCGACCGUGGCUGUGACAACGGAACCCUGGCCAUGGGCUGGGGAUCUGGCACCGCAAACUUCCCAUACAUCGUCACGCCGCUCACUGCCAUCCAAAACGAAGUGCUCACUACAAGCGGCAAUGUAGUUCAGUCGGUCACCAACAACUGGGCGUACGACGAGAUCGCGGCAGUGGCACAGCAAGCCAGCGUUUCCAUCGUCUUCGUCAACUCCGAUUCAGGCGAGGGUUACAUCAGCGUGGACGGCAACGAAGGCGACCGAAACAACUUGACCGCUUGGCGCAAUGGAGAGACGUUGAUCCAGAACGUCACCGCCGUCUGCAACAACACCAUCGUUGUCGUCCACAGCGUCGGUCCCAUCUUGCUGACCAACUUUUAUGACAACCCCAACGUCACCGCCAUCGUCUGGGCUGGCCUUCCCGGUGAGCAGACGGGCAACUCCCUCACAGAUGUCCUUUACGGCCGAGUGAAUCCCGGUGGCAAGCUUCCUUUUACACUUGGGGCCAGCCGUGAGGAUUAUGGGACCGACGUCAUGUACGAGCCGAACAAUGGCAACAAUGCGCCGCAGCUGGAUUUCUCAGAGGGCGUCUUCAUCGACUACCGUCACUUCGACAAGAACAACAUCAAUCCCAUCUACGAGUUCGGUUACGGAAUGAGCUACACAACGUUCAGCUAUUCAGGCCUCCAGGUCCAGAGCCACGCCGUCAGCGCGUAUCAGCCGACGACCGGCACGACGGCGCCGGCACCCGUUCUCGGGACGUACAGCAACGACACGGCGGACUACCAAUACCCGAGCGGCUUCCAGCCCGUCUCCAACUACAUAUACCCGUAUCUCAACGGCACGGAUCCCAAGACCGCUGCGGGCUCUACCGACUACGGGCUCCCUUCGGAUCAAUGGCUUCCGUCCAACGCGACAGACGGCUCCGCUCAGCUCAAAGUGCCUGCCGGCGGCGCACCAGGCGGCAACCCGCAGCUGUACGACGUCCUCUUCACCGUCACCGCAACCAUCACAAAUACUGGAUCCGUGGCUGGCGACGAGGUGGUGCAGCUCUACGUCUCGCGCGGCGGUCCCAAUGACCCUGUCAGGGACCUUCGUGGCUUUGACAGGCUGACUAUCGCUCCUGGUGCCUCCGCCACCUUUACGGCCAAUCUGACGAGGAAAGACCUGAGCAACUGGGAUCCUGCAAGCCAGAAUUGGGUCAUCACUUCGUACCCCAAGACCGUCUAUGUGGGGGCCAGUUCGAGGAACCUUGCGCUCAAUGCCACUCUGGAUUUGUCCAACGUGGGCGGCAGCUAAAGUCAGCGACAAGAGGCAGACGUGGAAAAGAAUGAAGCGUGUUGUGGAACAGGCGGGUUCCCCGACGACCGUACAUCGUUAAUUCUAUGCUGAAGCGCGUCGCGUACGCGCUGGUAUUUUGUACAUAGCAUGAUUAGAAUCAGCCUCAUUCCUUGGUCGAGGGAUCCUAUAAUGAUUAAUGAAGAACGCGAAUAAAAAGAUACGAGUAUAGCAAGCGCGUAGGACAUUGGAAC